This is a messenger RNA of Dreissena polymorpha, 423 nucleotides long. RefSeq names its product 60S ribosomal protein L36-like. Gene Ontology annotation, molecular function: structural constituent of ribosome. The record is from RefSeq and is a predicted model, not a curated record. NCBI's taxonomy places the organism in Eukaryota, Metazoa, Mollusca, Bivalvia, Myida, Dreissenidae. Gene Ontology annotation, biological process: cytoplasmic translation. Gene Ontology annotation, cellular component: ribosome; cytosolic large ribosomal subunit. Bases 49 to 375 code for a protein of 108 amino acids. The transcript has 4 exons.
AAGGGAGAUGAUCAGUGUCAUACUUCCUUUUCAGCCAUAAUACAAGAAAUGGGUCUCCCGAAGUAUGAUAUGGCCAUUGGUCUUCAUAAAGGCCACAAGACAACCAAGAUCCCCGAUGCUUCUAAGUCACGGCAAUCAAGAAGGAAAGGGACCUUGACAAAGAAAAACAAAUUCAUUCGUGACUUGGUUAGAGAGGUUACAGGAUUUGCUCCUUACGAAAGACGUAUCCAGGAAUUGCUUCGUAUCUCAAAGGACAAAAGAGCACUCAAAUUCUGCAAAAAGAGAUUGGGCACUCACCUUCGUGGCAAGAAGAAGCGUGAAGAAAUGCAGACUGUCUUACAGAAGAUGAGGAAGGCUGCACAGGCACAGAAAUAAUCUAACUUACCCUGUACAUAGCUUGGUCAUUAAACAUUAUGCCAAGUC